GUUUCGUUUUCCAGACUAACAGCUGCUGAUAAUAAAUAGACUGCCUGCAGAGCGACAUUCACAAGUCAAACAUCGCUUCAUCUCAUCUACCAGAAGCUCAUUAAGUAUCUGAUCACCGAACAACAUGAGCAGAUCUACAGACUGGGUUCCUUCCUUGUGGAAGGACACCUUCGACGAAUUGUUGUACGAUGACAAUGAGCUGGACUAUGGAGACCAGUGGAGUCUUAACUUUAACUACAGCCAGACAAAUAUCGUCACCAAAGAGGAGAGGAAAAGAGGCUGGAAGAUCUACAGCCACUGUGCAUAUGGACAUUUUCAGUGUGCGUCCUGCAACAAGAUCUGGCCUUCAGCACGGGUGGUGGUGUUGUUCCGUUACCGGCUGCGGGGUGACCGUGGGACAGUCAUCAUGCGGCCCUUUGGACAGGCCUGUCGCCGUUGCCAAGACGAUGAGUUUGACCUCCCUGGUUUUUCCAAGAAAGAGGUGGAAGAAGCCUUGCUCAGGCUGUUUAGAAAAAUCCGGAAGAAUUGCUACCAAGAUGAGGACGACGACAACGAUGAUGGCUCAUCAGCAAGCUCUACCAAAGUUUGGAGCAAACCUCAUGAGGCGACCCUGUGUGAGGCCUGCAUUAUGGGCAUCUGCUGUCAGGAUGAUUAGAAGUGUGUGUGUGUGUGUGUGUGUGUGUGUGUGUGUGUGUGUGUGUGUGUGUGUGUGUGUGUGUGUGUGUGUGUGUGUGUGUGUUUGUGUUGCAUAAGAGAGAGAUAGAGAGAGAGCAGAGAGAGAGAGAGAGAGAGAUGCAAGGAGAUGUUAUGUGUUAUGUGCUGAUUAGCUGAGAUGCUCCUUUGCAGUCUGCACCUUUUUACCUUUAAGGACCAAUAAUAACAUUGUUCCAGUAUUUGUAAAAUUGUAUGUCUUUUGUAUUGUUGUCACUACUAAUAAAGUCUUAAGUCUGACCACG
Molecule: messenger RNA, 956 nt
Organism: Perca fluviatilis (European perch)
Lineage: Eukaryota; Metazoa; Chordata; Actinopteri; Perciformes; Percidae
Product: receptor-transporting protein 3-like
Exons: 3
Coding region: 125-655 (176 amino acids)
Biological process (GO): protein insertion into membrane; protein targeting to membrane
Molecular function (GO): olfactory receptor binding
Source: RefSeq, a predicted model, not a curated record